AUGGUCGAGGAUAAGGAGAACAUCGCGUUUACGCAUGGUGGUGAUGAAACUUCGGAUCAUCCCAUGAGCCACAUGGAACCGAAGGAUGUUUUCGUCAUGGCAUUGCGAAAAUCGGCAAACAAAGAGGAAAUGGCUAAUUGGACCGAUGUUCGUGCACAUUACAAAAAGUUUACUGGACGACACUUGAAUCAAGAUGAGCUUGGAAGAAUUGCGGAAAAUCUCGACAAAACUAGACGAGAGUUGUUCAACGAUGAAUUGUCCGCCUACUUGACUCCGAUUGACUCUCAAGGAAAUAUUGUUCGCGUCCACUUUAAGAAAGGUCUCACGCCAAUCGGACUUGACGGAGGAAAGAUCGGGCAUUUAAAUGCAGCGCCGGCUGAGAAUAAAGCCAUGUCUUUGGGCCCCAGUGGAGAUGAUUCUGGUUACAAAAUGGACGUUGUUCCUCCAGCACCAAAACCAAUUGUGGAAGAACCAGCAGCCAAGAAAAUGCUUUUACUUCGAAAAGAAAAACAGCCGGAGCCUUUGCCAAAACAAAAUGUUGAAGAAGCGCCACAGCGGUAUGGAUAUCAGAUGGAUUUUGGCCGCUCUUUGCCUGCAGUACUUGCACCACAGAAAGCCUUUCAUGAGCAAAUUGAAAAGGAACUCACUCAGGGGCUUAAACACGAAGGAAUCGAUACACAAUCUAACAAAUCUGCUGUCGAGCCUGGAACGCAUCAACCUCAGCGUGUUCCUACCUGGGAAAAGGGUUUUGCAACUGUUGAAUCAAAUGCUUCUAGCCAUGGCAAAACGGUCAGGGAAAUUGCUGCUUUUCUCGAAGAGUGCAGAAACAAUGAGCCAAACCAUGGUGAACACGGAGAGAAGAAUGUUUUGGCUCUCGGCGAAGAAGUACCACAAGAAGAUCUUGUCAUUGCUGGAAUAACGAAUGCUCCUGAAAUUACCAAAGAAAGUUCCUCGAAAAAGAAGAAGGACCACAAUCGCCAUCUUAUGAGACAACGCCAGCGCCUCACUUGCUGUUCAAUUCUU
Mesorhabditis belari is the source of this 1023-nucleotide messenger RNA. Lineage: Eukaryota; Metazoa; Nematoda; Chromadorea; Rhabditida; Rhabditidae. The record is from the annotation of a GenBank genome assembly.